AUGUGUUUUUCAAGGCAGUCAUUGAACGCAACAUCCUCUGACGUUGGCUUUUCACUCUGGACUGCUAUGAGUUGACCCAACUUCUGUCCUGGGAAUGCAGCCGCCGCUCCCACCCGAGGUGGUCCGAGAGCUGGUGCGCUCUUGCCUGCACAGAGAUCCCGUGGCGGCCGAUCUUCGCUGUAGCCUGUUUGUCGCUGCUGCCCAAAACUACAAAAAGGACUCUUUGCUUCGCCCCUUCCCUCCCCGAUAUGUUCACCGGGACAAUAAAGACUUUGACACGCUGUUGGUAGAUGUGAAUUCCUUCCCUGGCGUAAGGGAGUUAGUCCGACUGCGUCCAGGAGAGGGUGAGCGCCAUGUGGCACUUGCACACUGGAUCCUCUCGUCCAAGAGUUUUGCUGUCAAGACACUACAGAAAGAUGAGUAUGGCAGACUUUGCGCCUUGACACAAUGUGCCAUCGAUGCCGCCCCUGCACCUGACUUCCUGUUUGAGCUGGAGUACUGUGACCAAUUGAAUGUGCGAUUUGAGCGGAUGAGAGAGGAUCGAGAGGUCUUCUAUGCCUUCCACGGGAGUCGUCUGGAGAACUUUCAUUCCAUCAUUCACAACGGGCUGCACUGUCACCUCAACAAGAACUCUGUGUUUGGAGAGGGCACCUACCUCACCAGUGACCUAAGCAUGGCUGUACUCUACAGUCCCCACAGCAGCGGUUGGCAGGAAAGCAUCCUGGGGCCACUGCUCAGCUGCAUCGCCUUGUGCGAAGUCAUCGAUCACCCUGACGUCAAGUGUCAGGUCAAGAAAAAAGAUUCCGAAAUGGUUGACCGACAGCGCUUGAGGGCCAAGAACAGCGAGGCAGGGGACGUGCCCGAGAAGUACUUUGUGGUCACAAAUAAUCAGCUUCUACGUGUCAAGUAUCUGCUGGUUUACUCUCAGAGGAGACACAUGUCCAGACAUUCCCGCAACACCUCAUGGUUUCUCAGGCACCACUUUGCCAUAAUGAUGAGUCUCUACCUUCUGCUGCUUAUAUUCAUCAGCACGGUCAACUCCAACACCUUCAUGUCCUUUUGGAACAGACGCUUCAGAUGACCGUUCGGCUGUGCCUUUUUGUCGGGACUGUGACUGAAGGCCUCGCCAACACGGACCGCACAUUUUGAUACUGUUCGCUUUUCCUCCAUGAGCACUCUCUUGUUAUGCAAAAAUGAUACUACAAUACAUUUGUAGUACACAACAUUAUUUGCAAGUGUGCAGCAUGGAAUUGAGUUUUUCAGCUUUUAUUAAAUAGCUUGCACAUUCUAAUAGAAAUAUAGUGGAACGUCUAAAGUCAAAUUUAUGGGGGACAAUCAACCUCUUACUGUAUUAAAAUUCAGUGCAAAGAAGAAAAACACAAAAUACACCUUAUCUUACCUUACUCUUGCUCUGAAAGGUCAAAUUAAAGGUGUAAGGAAACAAUUCAUUAUGCAUUUCAAUCAGAGGUGGGUAGUAACACGUUACAUGUACGCCAUUACAUUUACUUUAACUAUUUGAGAAAAAUGUACUUCCAUAAGUAGUUUUACUAAACCAUACUUUUUACUUGAGUAGAUUUGUGGAGGAAAAAAACGCUAAUCUUACUACGCUACGUUGGGCUGCACAAAGAGUCGCUACAUUUUUCCUCUAUAUUCUAAAUAUUUGUUUUUUUUUUCGAAAAGCUCUACCAAUUUUACCAAUGAAACAUCGCUACAAUAAUCACGACUCCAUUAUACCAAUCAUACGCAAGCUUGUCGUUUUAUGAUCACGCCAGCCUUUUCAAUCACGUGGCAUCUUCAAAGCACCGUAAAAAAUGAAGUAUUUGACAGAUCGCUGCCCUCAACAUGACUCGAAAGCGCGGAUUUAAACCUCUCUCCCAGUUUUAUUUGGCGCCGAUUGACCGCUGAAAAAUGGAGAUAUGAUCCUUUUAAUUUCAUAAUAGUGACAAAGAAUUAUUCACAGUUCAAGCUAGGAACUAUUUUCUCCACUAGGCGGCCUUCAUGCUCAUUGGACAAAUAAUGCUUCAUUUGUCAUUUUAUUUUUUCUCUUGCCGGAAUUAUUAUUUUUUUGUAUUUCGUUGGCUUAAUGUGGUUAUGUAAUGGGUUAUAGUACAGUAUCAUAAUAACAAAAGUUCAUAUAGAUAACUUUGUGUUGAGAAAAGAAAUACCAUUGUUUAAAAAAAAUAAAAAAUGUAAGAAGUUACUCACAAUGUUACUCAUUACUUGAGUAUUCUUUUCACUGAAUACUUUUUACCUGAGUACAUUUUUUGGCUGACUACUUUUGCUUGAGUAAUCUUAUUUUUGAAGUAACGCUACUCUUACUUGAGUAAAAUUUGUCGCUACUCCACCCACCUCUGAUGUUAUUAUACUGCUUACCUUUACACUUGCAUGACAGUUAAGAAUGUUGAAAGGCAACCUAAAAUAUAGCCUGAGAUGAACCAGCACUAGCUGUUUUUCCCACCCCAAGAUUUCCUAAGAGGUAAUAACUUUUCGAACCUGAAGAAAUGACUUGAUUUUGUUUGAACUAAAAAAGUUCCACUGUGGUUAAUAAAAAGCAGAGAUGGCAAAAGUAUAUAUCCUCAGUUAAAAAGUAGAACUGAUUGAAUGCCUAAAAGGGACUAAAUGGUUUGUCACUUUUUUACUCGCAAACCUAAAACUCGUGCAUGGCGCGCAUGGUUGUACAUGCAAAAAUUAAGUUGAUAGGAAUUUUGAAAGUAUGACUAUUGUGCUACUAUCGGCCAUUUAUUAACAAUAAUUAAAACCGAGUCUUGGAAAAAGGCUGUUAAAAAAUAUUAACAAACAAAAAAAAUACAAUGAAAUUUAGUUUAAUGGAAGAGAGAUGAGAUUGUUUGUUUGUUCACGCAUUGAUGCUAAGAUGCCAUUGAGCUUUCAACCAUUUCACCAGAUUUGGUUAAAAUGCAGUUGACCUACAGUGGGGCAAAUAAGUGUUUAGUCAGCCGACAAUUGUGCAAGUUUUCCUACUUGAAAAGAUUAGAGAGGCCUGUAAUUGUCAACAUGGGUAAACCUCAACCAUGAGAGACAGAAUGUGGGGGAAAAAAUCACAUUGUUUGAUUUUUAAAGAAUUUAUUUCCAGAUUGGAGUGGAAAAUAAGUAUUUGGUCACCUACAAACAAGCAAGAUUUCAGGCUGUCAAAGAGGUCUAACUACUUCUAACGAGGCUCCUCUCGUUACCUGUAUUAAUGGCACCUGUUUUAACUCUUUGGUAUAAAAGACACCUGUCCACAACUUCAGUCAGUCACACUCCAAACUCAAUAGGUAAAACGCUUGGUGUAAAGAAAUCAACUGUGGGAGCAAUUAUUAGAAAAUAGGACAUUCAAGACCACUGAUAAUCUCCCUCGAUCUGGGGCUCCAUGCAAGAUCUCACCCCGUGGCGUCAAUAUGAUAAGAACGGUGAGCAAAAAUCCCACAACCACACGGGGGGACCUAGUGAAUGACCUACAGAGACCUGGGACCACAGAAACAAAGGUUACUAUCAGUAACACAGUGCGCUGCCAGGGACUCAAAUCCUGCACUGCCAGACGUGUCCCCCUGCUGAAGAAAGUACACAUCCAGGCUCGUCUGCCAUCCGCUAGAGAGCAUUUGGAUGAUCCAGAAGAGGACUGGGAGAAUGUGUUAUGGUCAGAUGAAACCAAAAUAGAAGUUUUUGGUGGAAACACAGUUCCUCUUGUUUGGAGGAGAAAGAAUACUGGAUUGCAUCCGAAGAACACCAUACCUACUGUGAAGCAUGGGGGUGGAAACCUCAUGCUUUGGGGCUGUUUUUCGGCAAAGGGACCAGGACGACUGAUCUGUGUAAAGGAAAGAGUGAAUGGGGCCGUGUAUCGAACGAUUUUGAGUGAAAAUCUUCAAUCAGCAAGGGCAUUGAAGAUGGGAUGUGGCUGGGUCUUUCAGCAGGACAAUAAUCCCAAACACACAGCCAAUGCAACAAAGGAGAGGCUUCGUAAGAAGCAUUUCAAGGUCCUGGAGUGGCCUAGCCAGUUUCCAGAUCUCAACCCCAUAGAAAAUCUGUGGAGGGAGUUGAAAGUCCAUGUUGCCUAACGACAGCGCCAAAACAUCACUGCUCUAGAGGAGAUCUGCAUGGAGGAAUGGGCCAAAAUACCAGCAACAGUGUGUGAAAAAAUUGAAGAGUUACAGAAAACGUUUGGCCUCAGUUAUUGCCAACAAAGGGUACAUACGUAACUAAGUAUCGAGAUGAACUUUUGGUAUUGACCAAAUACUUAUUUUCCACCAUGAUUUGCAAAUAAAUUCUUUAAAAAUCAAACAAUGUGAUUUUCUGGGUUUUUUUCCCACAUUCUGUCUCUCAUGGUUGAGGUUUACCCAUGUUGACAAUCACAGGCCUCUCCAAUAUUUUCAAGUGGGAGAACCUGCACAAUUAGUGGUUGACUAAAUUACUUAUUUGCCCCACUGUAUGUGUACUUUUUCUAUAUUUGUUUGUAGCACGGUUUAAGCCUGGCAGCCCGUCACUCAUAAGGCAUUGGGGAAUCCAUGGUUACCCUGGAACCAUUUUGCUGGCUUUGGCUAAGAUGUUUCUUACUUAAAUAAAAUGUGUUACCAAAAAAAUCGACUUAACCCUUGAUAGAGCAAGUGACUAUUUUUGGCAAUUAAACAAAACAAAAAAAAUACUCCAUACUCACGUCCACAUACGGGAGCACUACAUUUAUUCACGAGUAUGGGUGUCAUUUUUAAGAAAAAUAAUCACCGUAAAUUUCGUCGUUAUUUUUCCCUUCGUUUUGAAUCCUCCGUCUUAUAGUCCAGUGCGGUUUAUUUGUUGAUGUAUUUGGGUUAAUAGGUAACACUUUAUUUUGCAGCGGCGUCAAAGGACUGUCAAAAGAUCGUCAUAAUUAUGACAUGACACUGUCAUCGGCAUUACUGAAUGUGUAUGACAGAUGUCAUUAAGUGUCAUCCGACAAAUUAUGUCACUAACUCCAUUUAGAUGUCCAGCUCGGAUCUUUUACAUCCAUUCAAAAGUUGGAUAAUUUGCCGGAUAACACUAAAUGACAUCUGUCAUAAGCAUUCAUUAAUGCGCAUAACAGUGUCAUGUCAUAUUUAUGAUUGUCUAAUGACAGUCUUACGGCGAUACUGUCAAAUAAAGUGUUAGCAAAUACCAUAACUAGCAAUUUAUGAAACAACAGGAACAGUAACAGAAGAAAUAAUUAGCAGAGAACAUGAAUUUUGAUUGUUAUUUACAUCUGUAGCGCUGGAGUGCAUGCUAGGAGGCAUGUUGGACAACAACAGUGUUGACAGCAGGUGGCAGCAGAGGUUGACUGUCUCCCCCAAGGGAGCAAGGAUGGCCAAAUAAAGCUUCUUGAAGCUAUGAAGCUUUGCAGCCAAUUGGUUCAAAGGUCUUACGACAGUCUUAUGACGCCGCUGUCAAAUAAAGUGUUACUGGUUAAUAUCUUCUGGUGUAAUUAUCCCAUAAUACAGUGAGGACAGCUGCGGCAAAUAGUCCAGAGGGGUUAUCUAUGAACAAAUGCCAUUUUAGUGUCAAAUUUGGUGGGUGGCAGCUUAUAGUCAGGCUCGCUUUAUAGUGUGAAAAUUACAGUAAUCAUAAUUUUUACAUACAUUUUAUAAAUUGUGUAAAAUGGUUAUGACCACCAGUAGAACUAGUUUUUUCCCCCAUUCACAGUACUUAAAUAAUUGCCUGCUAUUGACGAUGAACAUCCAAUUUAAACUUGGAGGCCUGUGAAUGGUCUUAGUACCAUUGAAGGCACUUGAUAUUGUGAGGGGUCAAAGUGGAUUGGGCGGCAAAUGAGUGUCUUAUAAAGGGUUACAUCGUUUUAAUUACACUGCAAUUUUUUUUAUUCCACUGUUGUAUGACUAUGAGGAUUGUUAAAAAUGCCUAUUUUAAUUGUGUACUAAUCAUUUCCACAUGUAUUAAAUACAGCAAUAAGUGAAUGUAAUCAAGUCCUCUAAUCCAGGAAUUAUAUGUAAUAAAAUGUAUUCGAUUUGUA
Molecule: messenger RNA, 5965 nt
Organism: Corythoichthys intestinalis (scribbled pipefish)
Lineage: Eukaryota; Metazoa; Chordata; Actinopteri; Syngnathiformes; Syngnathidae
Gene: parp16
Product: poly (ADP-ribose) polymerase family, member 16
Exons: 7
Coding region: 95-1081 (328 amino acids)
Biological process (GO): endoplasmic reticulum unfolded protein response
Cellular component (GO): nuclear envelope; endoplasmic reticulum tubular network; membrane
Molecular function (GO): NAD+ poly-ADP-ribosyltransferase activity; protein serine/threonine kinase activator activity; kinase binding
Source: RefSeq, a predicted model, not a curated record